CUGUAAGAGCUUGGGUAGUAGGCUGGUGUUGGAGGAAUGCCUCUCAUAUCGGGUGACCCAUUGCCCCACGGCCUUUGCUCCUUGCCUAGCUCGCAGCGAGGGAGUGCUCCUGGCAGGUGCUGUAUCCCGUGUCACAAAAGCACCUUUCUGCACAACGGGGCUAAAGAGAAUGGGCCACAGCACAGUGGUUCUCCUUGGGUCAGCUCCAGCCCGCCAUAGUGGGAUUUCAGACCUCCCCCUGUGCUUCCAGCGAAUACCCUCAUUGGUGGGGAUGUUCUUUCACCCAAGGCUGGCAGAGAUAUCAGAGAGACCUGGAGCUCCUGGUGCUGCCUCCAAGACAUCGCAAGAGCGGAUAAAUGACCGUACUACUUAUGCAUAACUGGAUCCCAGUCAACCAUGAGGAUUAUCUCCUGUCACUCGACUCUUGUGGUUGUUGUUGUGGUUACGCUCACUGUGGUCUCCUGCACUGAAGCCAAGACUACACAGAAACCAAAGUACCAGUACACCAAGAAGCCCGUCUCUCAGAUCACCAUGCACAGCCCCGUCACGACCAGCAUGCCAAAGAUUCUCAAGACUGUACCGACCGCAAAUCCAGUGCCGCCGCACCGGGAGCCCACCACAGAGAGGACCACAUACCCAAGUCAUGUCUUUCCACAGUACUACAGUGAGGGCACUGAGCCCCCAGGUGCCGGCCCUGAGAACUACACCCUGGAUUACAACGAGUGUUACUUCAACUUCUGCGAGUGCUGUCCACCUGAGAGGGGCCCCAGGGGUCCAAAGGGAGACAGAGGCUUGGCAGGGCCACCAGGUGAUAGAGGCCUUGCAGGAGCAGCUGGUUUACCUGGCCCACCUGGUGUGAGUGGUCCCAUGGGGUUCAAAGGAGACAGAGGUGAUAAAGGUGACAGAGGAAACAGUGGGAACAGUGGGCCACCAGGAAUUCCAGGAAAACCAGGACAAAAAGGUGAUGUUGGCUACAAAGGUGAAAAAGGUGAAACAGGGUUGCCAGGUUUCAAAGGCGAUAGUGGGGAGAAAGGAGAACCUGGCCAUAAUGGGACUGCUGGUGAGAAAGGAGAACCAGGAAAAGAGGGCCCAGCUGGACCUCCUGGACUGGCUGUUCAGCAAGGGCCUAAAGGAGACAAGGGAGAUAAAGGGGAGUGUGGCUCAUUUGGGGAGAGAGGACAGAAAGGUGAGCGAGGGGAUCCUGGGUCUCCUGGCAUCCCAGGAGGGAUGGGAAUUCCAGGGCUGAAUGGCAAGCAUGGUGCCCCAGGGCCUGUGGGCAUCCGAGGGGAUCAGGGACCUCCUGGACCUCCAGGAGAACCAGGGGUCAGAGGGCUUCAGGGACCACAAGGGAUAAGAGGGAUGCCUGGACCUAAAGGGGAUCGAGGUUACCCUGGCAUGAGAGGCGAUCGGGGCAUUCGAGGAUUCAAAGGAGCUAAAGGAUCAGGGGUUCCUCAGAAGCGCUCCGCCUUCAGUGUAGGCAUCUCCCCAAGAAAGUCCUUCCCUCCUUCUGGCUUCCCGAUCCGCUUCGACAAAGUCUUCUACAAUGAGGAGAACCACUUCAACGUCACUUCCAACAGCUUCACAUGCGUCCACCCUGGGGUUUAUGUCUUCUCCUUCCACAUCACGGUGCGUAACCAGCCUCUGCGAGCCACACUGGUGGUGAACGGGUCACGGCGAGUGAGGACGCGGGACUCUCUGUACGGUCAAGACAUCGACCAGGCGUCCACUCUGGUGGUGCUCCGGCUGGCAGCAGGUGAUCAGGUGUGGAUGGAGACGCUCAGAGACUGGAAUGGGGUGUAUGCCAGCAGUGAGGAUGACAGCAUCUUCUCUGGGUUUCUGCUUUACUCAGACAAGGCCUGAUGCUCAGUAGUGCUGUACUGACAAUUUCUUCCUCUACUGUGCAGAUCCAGUUUAUACUGAAGGAAAGGCUGAAUACUGGUGGUGCUACACUUUACUUAUGAGCUGCUCAGAAGCUGCACUGUACAUUUUGUAUCAUCUCUGAACCUCUUGUUUUACCCGUUACUUUCUGAAUAAAAAUAAGAUUCUUGUGUUACUGAGAAAUAUCAUUUACAACAUUCUGAUUUACGCCACCUUCAUGGAGUAAAUUGGGUGUAUUGUCCCAUCCACAAAGAUGAGGUCAACUAAUGAGUGAAACAUCUGGUGAAAAACACACACAGUAUCAUCCAGAUGUUUAGUGGGACUAGGCUUCAAAACAAAACCCCAAUGUGAAAACAAGAAGACCGUAAAAUGAUUGGAAAAUUGACAAAUGCUAGCAGAACAUGGGAAUGCUCAUCAUAAAUGGGAAUCUUACAUUAUUAUUAUAGAUUACAACACUAUUUUAAAAAAUGCUAUUAAGUGUCCAAAGAAAAUGAAAACAAAAAUGCUUUUUUGAAACUAAUAAUAAAAAAGAAGAAAAAAAUCACACUGUGAAAAAAAUUAAGUCUCAAGUAGUGACAAAUAUUACCAAAAAGUGGCUAUAUUGAAAUGAAGAAUAUAAAAAAAUAACACUUAUGAUGAAAAAUUGAUCAUUUACUUGCCAUCAACGUACAUACAUGAAACUAUUCCAUAUACUUGUAGACCAAAGUAUUGUUGAUGAUUAUAUUAACAUUAAGCAAAGCAAUCUAUAGGAGUUUUACCAUUUAUAUGAAAUGUUUCUUCAGUUCUAAACCAUGCCUGAUAUAUCUAACCUUCACUUCUACUUUAAACCAAAGCCUGUGAAGCAUUUGAUCGAUACCUCCAGUUGUUCCGUCAGUUAAAUGAAAUGACCAAAUGUCACCUGUGCCUCGUUUGUUUAACCCCCAUUAACUUCCUGUUUUUCUCUUCUGCUUUAGUACAUCUCACACUUUCACCACUGUUUCCUCUCUAGCUGCACUGUCACCUAUGAUAACCUAGUUGGCCUGUAACUGCAAAAAAUGAAGCGUAGACAUGAUAUAAGUAUACAGAGAAUGUCACUGUGGUCAUUAGCUUUUGUAUUAAUCUUCUUGUAAAUCUGGCAAGAAUGACUGUAACCUUCUGCAAUGGUGAAAUAUAAUAUCUACCCAUGUAUUAUCAUAUCAGUAUUUCUAAUAUGUAAGAAAUACUGCUCUACAAUAGAGUUGUAAAAAGAUUUUUUUUUUGUUACUGAAAAUAAAGUCAAGUAGUACAUAUUGUUUAUCAAA
Messenger RNA from Amphiprion ocellaris (clown anemonefish), 3158 nucleotides. RefSeq names its product otolin 1b (gene otol1b). Bases 397 to 1860 code for a protein of 487 amino acids. Gene Ontology annotation, molecular function: protein binding. The record is from RefSeq and is a predicted model, not a curated record. The transcript is spliced from 5 exons. NCBI's taxonomy places the organism in Eukaryota, Metazoa, Chordata, Actinopteri, Pomacentridae.